GUCACAACAUGGCGGCAAAAGAAACCAAGUGACAUUUGAAGCGUUUUGAGGAACAUUCCACAACCACCUUGUGCUACACUCUCCCGUCAUAUACCAAAAUUUUUAUCAGCUCAUAAUAUCCUUCUCUUUUCACUAAUUAUUCGUGCAAUGAGCGACUGGGACGAAGAGUGUGACGACAACGAAGCGCCCGCGCCGAGUUCAUGGACGCAUGACAACAGCCAAACAACUAAACGUGCGCCAGGCUUUGGACGUGGACAACCCAACCGAUACAGACACGAACCAUCACAAUCCUUUAACUCUGGGGGUUUUGGAAGACAAAGCAAUGACGGACCUAGAGAUACGAGAGGAAGGAGUGCCUUUCGCCAGUCUGAAGGAAGAAGCGAGAUGAAUGGUAACUGGAGAAGUGCCGAGUCGUCUUCAGAUCGCGAGCCACGUGGGUUUGGCAGAAGGGGAAGAGAUGGUAGAGACGGAGGCUCGCAGGGUUUUAGAUCCAGUCAAGACCAUGGUUUUGGUAGAAAAAACGGCAACCAAAGUAUGGAAAUCGUGAAUGUAAAUUGUGGUAUCGUUGGUCGCAUUAUUGGAAAAGGUGGUUCCACAAUAAGGGACAUACAAGAAAAAAGUGGAGCAUUUGUUAAAAUAAGAAAAGAAGAUGCCACAUACUUUGAUCAGCCGAUAGAAAUAAGUGGUGUUAAAGAAGCUAUCGAGAAGGCUAAAGAAAUGAUUGAUGAAAUAGCAAACCCAUUGGAUCACAUUAAAGCACCAGCUGCAGCGCCUGCCCAAGUUAAUAAACCCAAGGUUACUUUUGCUGAAAUCCAUGCCGCCAGAGAAGAACAUGAGAAAACCAGAUGGAUAGGGUUACCUUCCAUUCAGAAGUACUUCUAUAUUGAGGCAAACUCUGUAAAGAACAAAGAUCCUCAAGAUGUAGAGGAUUUCCGCCUUACGAACAACAACAUAAUUGUGGAAAACUAUGGGGAAACAGUGGUUAACAGAGAAAUACCAAACCCUGUCACAACAUUUGAAGAAGCAUUUGAACAUUACCCUGAGAUCCUAAGGGAAAUAAAAAAAAAUGGAUUCACAACACCUUCCCCUAUACAGUGUCAAGCAUGGCCUGUCAUCAUGUCUGGCAUGGACUUGAUUGGAAUUGCUCAGACAGGGACAGGGAAAACCCUGGCUUUCCUGCUUCCAGCAUUUCUACACAUUGACGGGCAAGAACUGCCUCGUGAUCAAAGAGGAGGCCCCUCAGUACUUGUUCUUUCCCCAACACGUGAACUUGCUCUACAGAUUGAAGAAGAAGUUAAGAAGUAUCAUUACAGAGGAAUUAAAAGUGUAUGCGUUUAUGGUGGCGGUAGUAGAAGAAACCAAAUAAAUGUUGUUACCAAAGGAGUGGAAAUUGUCAUUGCUACCCCUGGAAGAUUAAAUGAUCUUUUGAUGAAUAAUAUAAUGUCUGUGAGAAGUGUGACAUGUUUGGUGCUUGAUGAAGCAGACCGCAUGUUGGACAUGGGCUUUGAACCUGAGAUUAAAAAGAUCUUGCUGGACAUCCGUCCAGACAGACAAACAGUCAUGACCAGUGCUACAUGGCCUCCUGGUGUACAACGCAUGGCUGACCAGUACAUGACAGACCCAGUCAGGGUGUUUGUAGGAAGCUUGGACCUGAAUGCUUGCAAGAGUGUAACACAACUUGUAGAGAUGGUUGAUGGAGAAGAAAAGAAGGACAGAAGUAUAGAGUUUGUCAAUAGUCUGAGCCCAAAAGACAAAGUGCUCAUCUUUGUUGGAAAGAAAAUUAUGGCUGAUGACCUUGCAAGUGACUUCAUGUUAAGAGGUGUGUCAGGUGUACAGUGUAUCCAUGGUGACAGAGAGCAAAUUGAUCGUGAGCAAGCCCUAGAGGACUUUAAGACAGGACGUGCACGCAUCCUGAUUGCAACUGAUGUGGCAUCACGUGGUCUAGACAUAAAGGACGUAACAUUCGUGUUGAACUAUGAUUUUCCACGUGGUAUAGAAGACUAUGUUCAUCGUGUUGGACGAACAGGAAGAGCUGGGCGGACGGGUACAGCAUUAACCUUCAUAACAAGAGCAGACUGGGGCUAUGCAAGUAAACUUAUCAAAAUCAUGCAACAAGCUAACCAGGUAAUACCAGAUUUUUUGGAAGAUAUGGCACAAAGAUUCGAAGAGCGUCGUGAAAGGAAUGGCUAUGGAUCACGUGAUGGUGAAAGAAGGAGUGGUGAUGGAUGCUUCAAAUGUGGCGAACAAGGUCACUUUGCACGAGAAUGUCCCACCGCAGGCGGUGAUGGCAGAGGAGGUGGCCGUGGAGGUGGCCGUGGAGGUGGUCGGGGAGGUGGCCGAGGAAGAGGAAGGGACAGUUAUGGGGAUGAUUUCAGUGGCUUUAUCGAAGGGAGUGGGUUUGACUCUGAGUAUGGUCGCAGAGGUCGGCGUCAGAAGGAUUAUGGUGAUUGGAUCUAAGGUCUUGUGUUAAGAAAAAACACAGUAGGCCAUGAAAGACGUCGUGUUCGGCAUUCCUUAUAUGUGCACCAUUGGUAAGAAUGCCUGUUCGGUACGUAUAGCUCUUAUCCCAAAUACCAAACAUGAUGUUAUUACUAUGUGCUAUUAGCUCCAUUGAUUGACGAGGCCGAGGCGUUUCGAUAAUCCCUUGAUCGUGGAAAAGUGCACAGAAAUAUUGAAAAAUGUGAACCAUUAAGUAUCCGUAUAAAUUACUGUUAAUUGACUUGGAACAUCAAGUCYUUACUUGUAAGGAAGCAUUUUUUACGGGGGUGGGGGAGUAAAGUAAUACCUUCUCAGAAAUAUUCUUAAUAGCCAUUUAAAAAAAGGUUUGUGAAGGCUCUGCUGCAUUUUGCUUACUAAGCUUGAAAUGUUUUAUAUUUAUAUGUAAAUAAUGUCAGCACUGAAGAAAUUAUGGAGGAAAAUGUGCAGAAAAAGCUUGAGAAAAUUCUAUAGACCAUUUUAAUUAUACCCCACAAUGCUUUAUUUUCCGCUUUUGACGUCAAAUUUAUCCUUCUCAAUUUCAUUUCAAACACAAAAAUUUUUUUUAAAAAUUUGAAACGUGGAAAAUAAGGCAUGGUGCGAUUUAUUAGAAGGGUCUAUAUUUUGCAUUUUGGGCAUGGUAUAAAACUUGCAACAUAAACCUUUAGCAACCUUUUUUUGAAUUAGCUAAAUCCCUCAACCUUACCCCCGAAACUGAUGCCAAUGCUUCUGUUUACGUGGUAUUGCCUGCCAUUCACUGGAAUUAAAUUUGUUGAUAUUGUAUUCAAAAUUCUAAAAAUGUUUAUUUCGUUAACGUCGCAAUCGCUGCCACCAGCUCAUUCUUGAUUGCGCAUUCACGAACUGGACACUGUAAAACUUUUUUGAAACAGUGGAUAGUAAAGUCAUAGUUGAUCAUCAAGUGCCCUCCUGUCGCAGACACUUUGAAGGAGCAACUAUUUUGCAUAUCAGAGUAGUUCUAAAAUAAUACAGCAGGAUUAGUACAGGCAGUUAGUGGGUCUAUUGAGAAAGGUUAAGAAAAUGUCCCUGAUUGGGGAAGACCUUCCCACCACUGACUUGGAAAAAUCACUUAUCUCUACCCCCUCCCCUUAAAAAAAGUAAUGCGAACACAGGUCCCUCCUUUAUGCAUUUCAUUAUUAGCCAUUACGAGGAUUGAGAAAAAACUGGGUCGAGUUUUCAUUGCAGUGCAUUGUGGGGCUGUCCACUAAAAUACCAAAAAAGCACUGCAGUACCAACUCGACCCAGUCUUUUCCUCGAUUUCGGAGUGGCUAAUUAACUAAACAAGAAGUUGUAUUUAUAAAAAAAAUACAUAAUUUAUGAUUCAAAGAAUAUAUUUUAUGACGAGUACGUGUAAAUCAAUCAUAAGUACAUUAUCUGCAAUAAAAUGUUUCAAUGUUGCCAAUA
Actinia tenebrosa (Australian red waratah sea anemone) is the source of this 3897-nucleotide messenger RNA. Its product is annotated as putative ATP-dependent RNA helicase DDX43. Lineage: Eukaryota; Metazoa; Cnidaria; Anthozoa; Actiniaria; Actiniidae. Gene Ontology annotation, molecular function: zinc ion binding; RNA helicase activity; RNA binding. The record is from RefSeq and is a predicted model, not a curated record.